CGCAUGCGCGAACCGGUGUGAGCUGCUAGUCUAUGCUUUUUAGGUGCUGUUUUCUGGGUCCGCAUUCUCCACCGAUACCUCUGUUGGCAACUGUAUCUGUUUCCUCCUAUGAGUUCCUGGGACUCAACUCGUGCUGUCCGAUCUGUAAUUGCAUCGUUAUUCUUAUUACUGCUUACUCCAGACUUUGUUCCUAGCCUUUCUCUCGUUUGCAGCCUGUGUUGUUUCUGUUGGCAUCUUGUGCAGGGAGCGCUGUACCUGUGGGAGGACUCGGGGUAGGAGACAGGAGCCUUGGGUCUCCUGCCGGUUCGUUUUUUCUCUAGGUGACUGGACCCGGAGCGCGCGGGAUUUGUCAUGCACUGCAGAGGAGCCGGGCCAGUAUAGGCACAAAUCCUAAAGCCGACGUUUCUUAGCAUUGCGAGAACGGGCACCAGCGUCAGUGAAGCCGAAGGAGACGUGGGCGGCCUGCUGGCUCCAGGGGGACCUAUGGGUCAUGGCCGGGAAGGUGAAGUGGGUGACUGACAUUGAGAAGUCGGUGCUGAUCAAUAACUUCGAGAAGAGAGGAUGGGUCCAAGUCACAGAGAACGAGGACUGGAAUUUUUACUGGAUGAGUGUGCAGACCAUCCGGAACGUGUUCAGUGUCGAGACUGGGUACCGGCUCUCGGACGAUCAGAUAGUCAACCAUUUCCCCAACCACUACGAGCUGACCCGGAAGGACCUGAUGGUGAAGAACAUUAAGAGAUACCGGAAGGAGCUGGAGAAGGAGGGGAGUCCUCUGGCCGAAAAGGAUGAGAACGGAAAAUACCUCUAUCUGGACUUCGUCCCGGUCACCUACAUGCUGCCCGCCGACUACAACCUCUUCGUGGAGGAGUUCCGGAAGAGCCCGUCCAGCACCUGGAUCAUGAAGCCGUGUGGCAAAGCCCAGGGCAAGGGCAUCUUCCUCAUCAACAAGCUCUCGCAGAUCAAGAAGUGGUCCCGCGACAGCAAGACGUCCUCGUUUGUGUCUCAAUCUACGAAAGAAGCCUACGUGAUCUCACUCUAUAUCAACAACCCGCUGCUCAUCGGCGGGAGGAAGUUUGACCUGCGCCUGUAUGUGCUGGUGUCCACCUACCGCCCGCUGCGCUGUUACAUGUAUAAGCUUGGGUUUUGCCGGUUCUGCACAGUGAAGUACACGCCAAGCACCAGCGAGCUGGACAACAUGUUCGUUCACCUCACCAACGUGGCCAUCCAGAAGCACGGGGAGGACUACAACCACAUCCACGGGGGCAAGUGGACUGUGAGCAACCUGCGCCUCUACCUGGAGAGCACCCGCGGCAGGGAGGUGACCAGCAAGCUGUUCGACGAGAUCCACUGGAUCAUUGUGCAGUCGCUGAAGGCUGUGGCGCCGGUGAUGAACAACGACAAGCACUGCUUCGAGUGCUACGGCUACGACAUCAUCAUCGACGAGAAGCUGAAGCCCUGGCUCAUCGAGGUUAACGCAUCCCCGUCUCUCACCUCCAGCACGGCCAACGAUCGGAUCCUUAAGUACAACCUGAUUAACGACACCCUCAACAUCGCGGUGCCCAACGGGGAGAUCCCGGACUGCAAAUGGAACAAGUCUCCCCCGAAGGAGGUGCUCGGCAAUUACGAAAUCCUGUACGACGAGGAGCUGGCCCAGGGGGACGGGGUGGACCGGGAGCUCAGAAGUCGCACGGGCCAGACGCCAGGGCCCAAAGGGGGCCGCUCUCGAGACGCGGGGAGGGCCGUCCUCACCACCUGGAAGUGACACCCGGAAGUGACCGUCUGGAAGCGACACCCGGAAGUGACUGGCUGGAGCAGUGCGGACCCAGCCCAGGCUGUCCCUGCCCUCUGCCUGCGGAGGGCCUCUGGGAAUUCCCCUUUUCUAGUGCUUCUCCACUCCCAGGCUGUGUAAAUAAUAAAAUCACUUGUGUUUGGGA
Messenger RNA from Chinchilla lanigera (long-tailed chinchilla), 1934 nucleotides. It is a transcript of the gene Ttll1, whose product is annotated as tubulin tyrosine ligase-like family member 1. Bases 491 to 1762 code for a protein of 423 amino acids. The transcript has 11 exons. Gene Ontology annotation, biological process: protein polyglutamylation; microtubule cytoskeleton organization. Gene Ontology annotation, molecular function: tubulin-glutamic acid ligase activity; tubulin binding. The record is from RefSeq and is a predicted model, not a curated record. NCBI's taxonomy places the organism in Eukaryota, Metazoa, Chordata, Mammalia, Rodentia, Chinchillidae. Gene Ontology annotation, cellular component: cilium.